Molecule: messenger RNA, 1394 nt
Organism: Dioscorea cayenensis subsp. rotundata (Guinea yam)
Lineage: Eukaryota; Viridiplantae; Streptophyta; Magnoliopsida; Dioscoreales; Dioscoreaceae
Product: chalcone synthase-like
Exons: 2
Coding region: 52-1254 (400 amino acids)
Biological process (GO): polyketide biosynthetic process
Molecular function (GO): acyltransferase activity, transferring groups other than amino-acyl groups
Source: RefSeq, a predicted model, not a curated record
UUUGCAAAAGAGAAGAAGCUUGAUUAAGGUAAUUAUUAUCAAUUUAGAACAAUGGGAAGCAAUAGUUUUGCAGCUGAUCACAAGGUGAAGAAGGCUGUUGGUCUGGCCAAGGUACUAGCACUGGGCACCGCCAACCCACCCAACGUUGUUUAUCAGGACACCUUCCAUGACUACUACUUCAGAAUCACUAAUAAUGAACACAAGGUUGAGCUCAAGCAAAAGUUCAAGCGCAUAUGUGAGAAGUCAAUGAUCAAGAAGAGGCACUUCUUCCUGAACGAAGAGAUGCUAAAAGAGAGACCCAACUUGUGUUCCUUCAUGGAUCACUCUUCACUGAACACCAGGCAUGAUAUAAUGGUGGAAGAGGUGCCAAAGCUGGGAGCAAAGGCAGCCAUAAAAGCUCUGGAGGAAUGGGGACGUCCACGCUCAGACAUCACUCACCUAAUCUUUUGCACCACCGGUGGUGUCGACUUGCCCGGGGCUGACUACCAGAUAAUUAAGCUUCUCGGUCUCUCGCCCUAUACUAAGCGUGUUAUGCUUUACAGUCAGGGUUGCUUCGCUGGUGGUACUGUGCUACGUAUAGCUAAGGAUCUGGCCGAAAACAAUGUGAACGCUCGUGUGCUCAUUGUAUGUUCUGAGAUCACAGCCAUAUGUUUCCGUGGUGCUGAUGAUGUUCACAUUGACAACCUCGUCGGGCAAGCCAUGUUCGCAGAUGGCUCAGCUGCAGCGGUGAUCGGUGCUGAUCCCAUCCCUGGUGUAGAGAACCCUUACUUUGAGCUUGUGUCCACUGACCAACUUAUACUCCCUGAUAGUGAUGGAGCCAUUGAAGGCCACUUGAGGGAAGUGGGACUCACAUUCCAUUUGCAUAACCAAGUGCCAAACAUGAUAGGCAAUAACAUAGAGAAGAGCUUGGUGAAAGCGUUUGAGCCACUAGGGAUAUGGGAUUGGAACUCGCUUUUUUGGAUUGCCCAUCCUGGAGGGCGUGCCAUCCUUGACAGGAUUGAGGAGAAGUUGGAGCUGAAGCCGGAGAAACUGAAAGCCACUCGGAAUGUGCUGAGUGAGUAUGGGAACAUGUCCAGCGUAUGUGUGUUCUUCAUCAUGGAUGAGAUGAGAAAACGCUCGGUGGCUGAAGAGAAGGGUACUGCAGGAGAAGGACUUGAGUGGGGAGUGCUCUAUGGAUUCGGCCCAGGACUAACUAUGGAGACUGUUGUUCUCCAUGCUCUCCCUCUCCAUGGCGUUGUUUCUAAUGAAAACUAGCUGGCGUGCUUGUAUAUGCAUGUGUGGAACAAGUAUUUUGUUUCGUAUAUAUAUAUAUAUAUAUAUAUGUUCUUCUGGGUUUAAAUAAAUUUUAUCUAAAUGUAACUCGUGAAAUAAUUGAUAAUAAGACAUAAGAUUUU